CCGUACAAAAAUGCUAUACAAACCAUGCUAGCAUAAUAUCCGUUCAUAUAUAUAGAUAUAAUUCUUUCAUCUAUUUAUCUUAUUGGUUUUAUGUUGAAUGUUCUUCCUGACACUACCUGUAGAAGCUGUAUUUAUUUUUUUCUAUAUUCUGUAUAUAUUUUUUCUGUAUUUUGUUUAUGUAUUUAUUUGGGGGACAGUCGCGACAUUUUGGGGGGCAUUGUCCCCCUUUUCCCCGUGAUUAUAUCCGCCCCUGAAUCACAGAAUGAAGAGUUAACUCGGUGCUCUUGUUUUGGUAGGGAAGGGGGCGUGGCCUCAACGUCUGCGCAGGGCGGAGCCAACAGCUGCAACUUUGGAUGAACUUCUUUUGGUCGAAACGAUCCGAAACGCGGUCUGCAGAGCGCAUGGGCGCCGACGAAACCCGAAAGGUCCGGGAGCCGCGGAGGGGUUUUUGUCUUUUACCGCCGCGUGACGAGAUUACCUUCCCGCGUGCCAAGGGGCUCGAGACGAAUAAAUAAAAAGUUGCUGGGUUCCACUUUGGAUUAAGAACUCAGAUCUCUUUUGGCAUGAUUCCAGUGGUUAUUUUGAGGAUUUAAGCUCCUAAGGGUCACCAUCAAAGCAAUUCCUUCCAUCAAGCUUUACCCAGUCAAAGAGCCAAAUGUGAUCCUCGUUUUUUAGCCCAUUGGACAAUGUUAACCCUCGUCUGAACCCAUUCGCACCCAAUCCUCACCUUCUCCCUUCCUAUCUUCGUCAUGACCAGUUUGAAGCGCUCUCAGACGGAACGCUCCGUCGGCGGCUCGGUGCCAGCAACCGACGAGUUCUACACUCGCCGCCUUCGACUGCCCAAUGGAGGCGCUCCGCCGCCCCGCAGCGAGAGCGCUCACAUCUCUUCUUCCUCGACUACCGGCACCAACCCAGGAGUCCCCAAGAUGGGGGUUCGAGCUCGAGUGGCCGACUGGCCCCCCAGGAAAGAUGGAGGAGGCGGGGGAGUUUGGCAUAUCACCGUGGAGACGGACUCCCCCAGCUCUACCAACACUACCAGCUCUUCGGGGUCGGGGAGUGGUGACAGAGAGAGAAUUCUGGGUAGUGGAGGAAGUGGAGGAGGGAUGGGGGGUAGUGGGGGCAGCAGUGGUGGAGGAGGUAGUGUGUCCGCCGUCACAGCCCACAGUAAUCUAUCAGCUAAGCUGGGUCACCUGAUAAGCCCGCAAGAUUCCUCCAUGCUGCGGAACAUCCACAACACGCUCAAGAACAAGAUGCAAAGCAAAGGGAAGGACAACCGCUUCCUGUCGCCAGACGGGUACCUUGGUUCUCCUCGUAAAGGGAUGAGACGCAUCCGCCAGCGCAGUAACAGCGACAUAACCAUCAGCGAGCUGGACGGGGAAGGGAAUGAGGGCUGGUCCUUCUCUGGGUGGACGCCAAUGCAUCGCGAAUAUGGUAGUACUUCGUCUAUAGACAAACACGGGGUGUCAGGAGAGAGCUUUUUUGACAUGCUGAAGGGGUAUCAGUCCCACGAAGCCCCGGAUCAGCGAAGCCCGGCUCCAGAGAGGCUGACAGAACUGCUCACAGUGGCUCCAAUAAAACAAGCUGCCCUGGACCUACCAGAUGGACCCUUAGGUCCAGCCCGAGGAAGUCCUGCCAGUCGGCUAAAGGAACGCGAGAAGCACUUAAAGAGAAGGUCAAAGUCAGAGACAGGUGGAGAGUCCAUAUUUCGAAAGCUGCGAAGUGCUAAAGUGGACGGGGAUACUUCCAGAACCGGCUCUGAUGCCGAAGACGGUGGGAAAGGGGAUGACAGUGGACCCCCGCCCAAACCGUGGGUGUGUCAGAAAGGCUUCGCUCACUUUGAUGUCCAGUCGCUACUUUUCGACCUCAAUGAGGCGGUCCAUAGUCGGCAGUCGGGCGCCAAACGCAAAAACACGACUACCGGCGCCUCAGCUGCCGCCGCCGCAUCAGCUUCAGCGACAUCCUCUCUGUCCUCCAAUCAGAGCGGAGCUUACGGCUCGCCUUGCGGCUCACAAGAAGAGUUGAGCAAAGACAGUUUGGGGAGUGGGAACAGUACCAACCUCGCCCUGGAUCCAGGCGAUGACAAGAGCAACGACUUGGUUCUUAGCUGCCCUUGUUUUAGGAAUGAGAUUGGAGGAGAGGGUGAACGCAACAUCUCUGCUUCGAAACAGCAGGGGAGCAUAGGCAGUGGUGGAAGCUCCAGCAGUUCCUCUGGGAGCACAGAGGAAGGACCUUUGGAUACAACUCUGUCCACUCACUUCACCAACGCUGGGGUGGCUGUGUUGGAGGCUCCCAAGGACGGGCAAAGUCAACAUGCCGACAGGUCCAAAAGAUACCUUAUUGAACACGUUGAUUCUGGCGCCUAUUACUACAGGAAGUACUUCUAUCUACGAGAGCACUGGAACUAUUUGGGGGUGGAUGAGAACCUGGGCCCAGUGGCAGUGAGUCUGAGAAGAGAAAAACUGGAGGAUCACAAAGACCACGGGCAGCAGUACAACUACAGGGUCAUUUUCAGGACAAGUGAGCUCAACACCCUGCGGGGUUCAAUCCUGGAAGAUGCAGUCCCGUCCACAUCCAAGCACGGCCUUGGCCGAGGGCUCCCCCUCAAAGAAGUGCUGGAGUACCUGAUCCCUGAGCUCAACGUUCACUGCCUGCGGCUGGCGCUGAACACUCCGAAAGUCACCGACCAGCUGAUGAAGCUGGAUGAGCAAGGGCUGAGCUUCCAACGGAAAGUGGGGGUGAUGUACUGCAUGGCGGGCCAGAGCAGCGAGGAGGAGAUGUACAACAACGAGGCGGCUGGUCCUGCGCUGGAGGAGUUCCUGCAUCUGCUGGGGGACAGGGUCCGACUCAAAGGCUUCUCGAAAUAUCGAGCUCAGCUGGACACUAAAACUGAUUCAACAGGAACCCACUCUCUGUAUACGACGUACAAGGAUUAUGAGAUCAUGUUCCACGUGUCCACCAUGCUGCCCUACACCCCCAACAAUAAGCAGCAGUUACUCCGGAAGCGCCAUAUUGGAAAUGACAUUGUCACAAUCGUGUUCCAGGAACCCGGCGCUCUCCCUUUCACGCCCAAAAAUAUACGCUCCCACUUCCAGCACGUCUUUGUGAUCGUGCGAGCACACAGCCCGUGUACCGACAACUGCUCCUACAGUGUGGCGGUGACCCGUUCCAAAGAUAUGCCCUCUUUUGGCCCCCCGAUCCCCGAAGACGUCACCUUCCCCAAGUCGUCUGUGUUUCGGGAAUUCCUUCUGACCAAAGUCAUCAACGCCGAGAACGCUGCCCACAAAUCGCACAAGUUCCGAGCCAUGGCCACCCGAACUCGCCAGGAGUACCUGCGGGAUCUGGCUGAGCGCCACACCACAAGCACACCCAUCGAUCCCUCGGGGAAGUUCCCCUUCAUUUCUUUAGCUCACAAGAAGAAAGAGAAGAUUCGACCGUACGAAGGGGCGGAGCUUCGCAGCCUUGGCGCCGUCACCUGGUUGGUUUAUGCCGAGGAUCAAGGGAACGGAGGGGAACUGGAGGGCCUGCUGGCCAUAUCCAACGACUUUCUCAUCCUGUUGGACCAGGACGCCAAAGCUGUGGUGUUCAACUGUGCUACUAAGGACGUGAUUGGCUGGACGCUCAGCAGCCCUGCGUCUUUGAAGAUCUUUUAUGAGCGAGGCGAAAAUCUGUCUCUGAGGAGCGUCAACAAUAACACAGAGGAUUUCAAAGACGUGGUCAAACGCCUGGAGCUCCUCACAAAGGGCUGCGAGACUACAGAGAUGACGCUUCGCCGGAACGGCCUCGGUCAGCUCGGCUUCCAUGUGAACUACGAAGGCAUUGUGGCUGAGGUUGAGCCGUACGGCUAUGCUUGGCAGGCCGGACUGCGCCAGGGGAGCCGCUUGGUGGAAAUCUGCAAAGUCGCCGUCGCGUCCUUAACUCACGAGCAGAUGAUCGACAUGCUGAGGAACUCCAUGACCGUGCGCGUCGUUAUCAUCCCGCCACAUGAUGACGCCACUCCUCGCAGGGGUUGCUCAGAGCUUUAUCGAGCCCCUGUGUCUGAAUACAAGGGCAGCAGCAGCGACAGCGGCUCCUUCGAGUACAAAUUCCCCUUCCGCAGCAACAACAACAAAUGGCAGAGGACAUCCAGCAGCCCCCAGCAGUCGCUGACCGCCUCGCCACAGCCCCACACGCCCAACCGCGCCAUCAGCCUGGGCAGCUCGGUGGGAAAAACCCUGUCAGCGGAGAGGCUGGAGAGGGGAGCCGCCAUCCCACGCAGUGUCAGCAGUGACGGCCGGCCCCUGGACUCCAAGAGGAUGUCUCCAGGCAGUGAGAGCUACAGCCUGGCUUCCUCCCUGGCUUUGGGACGCUCGCCGCACAACCGCAGCUCCCCCAGCAACCUUUCCUGUUCCAGCGAAGCGUCCGGCAGCUCUGCUCACUGGAGACAGAAGUCCAUGCCCGAGCAGUUUGCAGGGAGCCGCCAUUCUCCGCUGUCUUCAGACCGGCGGGAAGGAGCCGGAGAGAGCGGCUCCGGUGGGAAGUCCUCCUCCAGCUGGUCGAGGAUGGAAGACGGAGGAGGAGGAUCUGAACGAGGAUCAACAGAGACUCCGGUUUCCAAGUCUGGUCAGGGCUACUCGGGGGCUCCUCGCAUCCAGCGGCAGGAGCAAGUCAUCCACCUGUCCCCGAAGAAGGGAAGCCAGUCGGACGGCCCGUACUCGGGUCACUCCAGCAGCAACACUCUGUCCAGCACGGCGUCCAGCGGCGGCCACAGCGACAGCGACAAGUGGUACGACAUGGGCACCGGCGGGGGCUCCAGCGGCGACCAGGGCGAGCCGGAACCCAACGGUCUGGGGGGCGGAGGCUACCUGCAGGGGGCUUCGGCCGACAGCGGCAUCGACACCGGCUCCUACGGCGCCUCGCACCACUCCCACCCCCACUCCCACCACGGCAGCACCACCUCGCUGCUGGCGCCCAGCACCAGCAGGGAGAGCAGGGAGCGCUCGGCGUCCCCGUGGCACAGCCCCACCGAGGGGGGGCGCAGGAUGCUGGAGAGGUCGCCCGCCGCCGCCGAGUCACCCGGCCCGCCGGCGGAGAGGAGCAUGGAGGGGGCGGGACGAAGCCCGCCCACUCACCUGCUCGUCAGAGACAGCAGCACCUACAGUCUGAGUGACACGGGGUCCCACUCCAGGCACUCGGGCCACAGUUCUCCCAGAGAGGAGUCGUCCUCCUCCGCCACCUCCCCGUCCUCUCAGUCCUCCGUCUCCCCCGGACCCAAAAGCUUCUACCCUCGCCAGGGAGCUCAGUCCAAGUAUCUGAUUGGCUGGAGGAAGCCCGGAUCCACCAUCAACUCUGUGGACUUCGGAGACACGCGGAAGAAAUCUCCUGAAGAACGUGGAGGGGAGAUGGUUCCAACGCCGGCGGCUCGCCCGUCCCUCAGAGACAUGCAUCUGCCUCAGCCUCACGCCAAGUCGACCAUCGAGGAGGACGUGAAGAGGCACGCCGCUCCAGACAGCCCGCCUCCUCCACGGAAGCACAAGGAGAAGCACGGGCAGAAGUCUCCCCAAACCCAGCCCCUCAGCCGCCGCCGCUCCCUCCACCGCACUCUUUCAGACGAGAGCAUCUACCGCGGCCAGCGCCUGCCCUCGCUGACCGACUCCAUAGUCGAGCCAUCCCACGGCGCCGACGUCCUCUUCAGCUGCUCCACCCUCCCGCGCUCUCCCACCACCCGCGGCGUCCCUCUGCGCCGACCCUCCUACAAACUGGGCGUGAAGCUCCAUGAAUUAACAGGCGACCUGUCGGCGUCUGACACGUCACUGGUGGAUUUGGUGGAGCGCCACCGCGGACCCCUCCCCCAGGAGCUGAUGCCCCUCCCCUCCUCCGACCGGCAAAGUCCUCUGGAGUGGACUCACCUGGUGGAUGUGGCCAACACCUUUGAGAACGAGCGAAACACGCACUACAUCCAGAGGAGUUAUGUGUUCGGGGACUCGAACCACCGGAGCAGCGGAGCGUCCAGCCCGCUGCAGCCUCACAUCGAGCUGCAGGCCGUUCCUCUGUCGCGACCCGCAUCCAGCGAGGGUCACAUCGGGCUGGAGAGAAAGGUGACCAAACUAGAAGCCAUGGUCAAGAUGCUCCAGGAGGACCUGAAGAAGGAGCGAGAGGAGAAGCUCCGCCUCCAGUCCCAGAUCAAGCGGCUCUGGGAGGACAACCAGAGGCUGCAGGAGGAGUCUCAGACGUCCGCCGCCAAGCUAAAGAAGUUCACCGAGUGGGUCUUCAACACCAUCGACAUGAACUGAGUCCCGCCUCCAAACGACGCGCUCGCACACAGGGAAUGGAACCUUCACCCAAAACGCUGGUUCUGCAGCAGAAGGCCGUCUGGGUGACUCGAGAGAUCGCUUCUGCUUCCCUUUUUUGAAAAUUUUGUUCUUCGUUUUGCUAAUAAGUGAACCCGCUCGCCGCCUCCUCCUUCAUCCGUUCCCCCCACAGCUUUUGCUUCUUUUUCUUAAAGCAUUUGGCCUUUUUCGGAUUUUGAUUUCUCCGUUUAUAUUUGAAAAUCAGAACCGGAUGAGAGAAUCUGGAGCCAAACCGCUUUGGUUUCCUACAUUCGUAAAGGGAGCGAUCUCAUUUUUGCAUCGCAGGACGGACGGCGUUCCACCGACGUGCUUUUAUUCUGAAGGAAAACCACUUUUUUUUUUCUUGAUAUGUUUCUAAACUCUUCAGUGUCUCUACACCCUCAAACAGGGGGUUCUGUUUAAAAGCCAUCAGCGAGCAGUGCCAAAAAAAUAAACAAAAAAACAGAAACAUAUCUGAUACGGAGUGCUUUGCUGCAGUUUGGUGUUUCUCAAAAAGAAGGAAUUUUCUCUGGGAAAAGCAGCUCAAAACGGGAAGUUUCUUUACAAGAUGAACGCUGCUCAUCCUUUUCCACUCAGGAGAAAAACAAGGACUCCUCCUCGCCAUCCCGCCGCCGCCUGGAUCACCAGUCGAUUCAAAACAGACACUUUCAGGAUGAACCGUUGGGAUUAUUUUCUUGGUUAAUUUAUUUCCUUGUAUUAUAACUCCGAAUAAUAAGUUGUUCUCUGCGUACAGUACAACCCACAUCAGUGUUUAGUUCCUCAUGCAUUAUUUAAAUGGCUUUCUCAGCUGACUGUAAGCUUUUUAAUUCUGUAUUUCGUUGUGCUUCGUGGUGAGCCAGCCUGCUGUUGUGUUGCUUUCAGUGCCCUCUAGUGGUGACUCGUGGAAGUGUCAUGACCUGUAAAAGUGCUGUACUUUCUUUUCCCCUCCCAUAUUAUCUCAAGCAAUCAGCCGCCAAACGGGAACCCGAAGCCAGCUUUUGAAGACAAUCACAGGUGGAGUUUUUUUUUAAAAAGGGGAGGAGCUAAGGAUAUGGCGGUGUGAAUGUACAUCAGUCUAUCCAGCUGUGCCUCCGGUGGUCAUUUUAGGGACGUGCCUUUGAAAAGCAGCUGGAUGAGAGGAUGAAAGCACACCUGGGACAAGCCGUCAAAACGGAUCCGUGUGCCUUUAGACGGAUGUUUGGAUCGAGAGGUAAAGCACGCCCCCUUUCCCGUUGAAGCUUAUCAUUCAGAAGCCAUCGAAACGCCACUUUAACAGAAACCCUUAAGGCUGGAGAAAAAGGUGAAUGUAAACUAAAGUUCUUCGUUCUGCACGUUUGCAGGGCGGACUCGUGAGUCAGACGCUCGGUUCUGUUUUAAGAAUCUCAAGAAGGUCAAAAGGUCGCGUGUGUUUUUAACCCGAUUCCACUAAGAAAGCAAGCUGCUCGGCGUUAAAGACCCUUUCCUCUCCGUUUAGAUAGAUUGUUUGUAUAGAUUUCUUGGCAGAAGGAUUUUAGAAAUGUUUACGGAAAUGUUUCGGAGCAGAGAAUCGAUGCGGUCUGCCAGAAAUGGCGCUCCGUCAUUUCCUCGUGAACGAACCCCCCUCCAUCGGGAAGCAGGAGGAUUCUGCCAUCGGCGGUUACAGCCCACGAAGGGGGCGGGGCUUCACACUGUUGGAAGAUAUUUUUCUGAAGACCAAUAAUUUUACAAAAAAAAUACCACUGUUUACAUCUCAAAUGCCAUUGUCUUUGUAAAGUGUAAAAGUAUGGAAAAAACAUUUGCAGUGAUUGCAGUAUUAAAGUUUCUGAAAUAAAUAAACGCUGGAUGAGUUUGUUGUGA
This is a messenger RNA of Oryzias melastigma (Indian medaka), 8141 nucleotides long. It is a transcript of the gene sipa1l1, whose product is annotated as signal-induced proliferation-associated 1 like 1. The record is from RefSeq and is a predicted model, not a curated record. The coding region runs from base 750 to 6269 and encodes 1839 amino acids. Gene Ontology annotation, biological process: activation of GTPase activity; regulation of small GTPase mediated signal transduction. NCBI's taxonomy places the organism in Eukaryota, Metazoa, Chordata, Actinopteri, Beloniformes, Adrianichthyidae. Gene Ontology annotation, cellular component: cytoplasm. The transcript is spliced from 24 exons. Gene Ontology annotation, molecular function: protein binding; GTPase activator activity.